Messenger RNA from Symbiodinium necroappetens, 768 nucleotides. The record is from the annotation of a GenBank genome assembly. Lineage: Eukaryota; Dinophyceae; Suessiales; Symbiodiniaceae.
AUGCUCCAAAGCCUGUACCUACUCCGCCAGGGCACGGAGAUCACGGACGAGGAUCUCGGCAACAUCAAGACCCUCAGUGAGCGUGUGAUCGAGCUCACGGAGUACCGAGCUUCGCUGUCCGAGUACCUCAAGCUGCGGAUGAACGCCAUCGCUCCGAAUCUGACCUACAUGGUCGGGGAGCUCGUGGGCGCACGGCUCAUCUCCCAAGCCGGGUCGUUGAUGAGCUUGGCCAAGCAUCCAUCCAGCACGGUGCAGAUUCUUGGUGCUGAGAAGGCGCUCUUCAGGGCUUUGAAGACCAAGAAAAGCACGCCGAAGUACGGGUUGAUCUACCACGCCUCUUUGGUGGGCCAGUCCGCCCCGGCUUUGAAGGGCAAAAUCUCCCGGGUCUUGGCCGCCAAGCUUUCGCUUUGCUGCCGCGUCGACGCUCUCGGAGACCAGGUGGAGCCGACCCUCGGGGAGGAGUUCAAAGAGUACGUGGAGAAGCGCCUGGCUACACUGGAGGAGGGUGGCAUGAAGUCGCAGAACAAGGGCAUCAGCAGGCCCAAUGUCGGCAAGCACCAGAAGAGGCCCGCGGUGAAGGGCAGCGCCACGGCCUACAGUGCGGAGGACGACGUGGUUGAGGAAGCACCCAAGAGGAAGAAGAAGGUGGCAGAGGAGGAAGAAGCCGAGCCGGCUCCGAAGAAGAAAAAGAAGAAGGCGGCCGACGCCGAAGAGGCGGAGGCCGAGGAAGAGGAGGCACCCAAGAAGAAGAAGAAGAGAGCAGCCUGA